UUUUUGAGGGAAAAAUAUCGAUGUAUGAUACCAUAUUUUUCACAUCCCUACUAAAUUACACCUUCAAAAAAUUGCAACUAAAUGGACUUGUACGACGAUAUUGAUACGAAGCCUCGAUCUAGCCACAUAGAUGGGUGGUCAUCAGGAAUUAAAAUGUUGCAGACGCAGCUUGCCGUAAAAAAGGCUCAGCCGAUGAAAAAACCAUUGAUGACACCCGCCGUCAGUCUUAGGAUUAAACGACCCGCUGAAGCAGAAUUAAUUCCGUUUAUGACCAAUGCGGUUGCUAAACCCAUUAUUACGGGUACAGCUUUGGCUUUACCCUUGCUACAUAAUGUAUCAAAGGACGAUUGGGACUUUGUUGAUGAAUACGAUCCGCAGUGGCCGAACGAGUAUGAAAAGCUUAAAGAAAGGUCCAAAAGUGUCGAAAAAACCCGUAGUAGUGCAGUAGGCAAUAGAGAAGAUCGCGAUCGAGAAAGGGAACGGAAACGAAACCGUAACGGGCGACGUGAUGCUCAGAAAGACGGAAGUUCACCUCCAUCUAUAAAAUUAAGCGGAUUUGGUCUUAGACAAUCUGAUGAAGAAAGGUACAGUCCCCCGUUGCCGGGCUCUGUAGCUAAACUUGGUGGUGGUGCAGCUAUUGCACCGCCACCGUCGCUUCAAGAAAUAUCUAUUGAAAGUGGAGACGGAUUGUCGAACGUUACCAUACCAUAUUCUGCGAGCUCUGUAGCCGCAAAGAUUAUGGCUAAAUACGGAUUUAAAGAUGGUCAAGGGUUGGGAAAAUCCGAGCAGGGUAUGUCUAUAGCACUUCAAGUAGAAAAGACUUCAAAAAGAGGUGGCAGAAUCAUACACGAAAAAGAUGUGUUUCUGCCUCCAUCGUUAAUGUCACCUCCUCCUGCUGAUUCUCCGCCUGGUCUUAGUCCCAACCAACAAAUACCAAUGGCGGUUCCGACCGGCAAUGGUCCAGAGCCAAGCAUUACUGAAAUCAUGAAGUCACCAAGCAAAGUUGUCCUUCUUCGAAACAUGGUCGGUCCAGGUGAUGUAGACGAGGAAUUAGAACCGGAAGUAAAAGACGAGUGCCAUACAAAGUACGGGGAAGUAAACAGCGUUAUAAUACACGAGGCAUUUGGCACAGCGCCGGAGGAUGCAGUAAAAAUUUUUGUGGAAUUCAAACGAAUUGAGAGCGCUAUUAAAGCUGUUGUAGAUUUAAAUGGACGAUUUUUUGGGGGAAGACAAGUUCGAGCACUGUUUUACAACUAUGAUAAAUUUAAGAGUUUUCAAUUGAAUUAAAUAAAAAAUUUAUAUUCGUU
Drosophila ananassae is the source of this 1307-nucleotide messenger RNA. RefSeq names its product splicing factor 45 (gene Spf45). The coding region runs from base 82 to 1287 and encodes 401 amino acids. The transcript is spliced from 3 exons. Gene Ontology annotation, molecular function: RNA binding. Gene Ontology annotation, cellular component: precatalytic spliceosome. NCBI's taxonomy places the organism in Eukaryota, Metazoa, Arthropoda, Insecta, Diptera, Drosophilidae. Gene Ontology annotation, biological process: alternative mRNA splicing, via spliceosome; mRNA cis splicing, via spliceosome. The record is from RefSeq and is a predicted model, not a curated record.